CAUGUCAAGUCAAAGUCAAAUUGCCAACAGUUUAUUGUCAUUCCUGGUUUAACUUUUACGUGUGGUCGAGGUUGGCUGAUUGAUACAUUAGCUAAUAAAAUAUACAUUGCCUAAAAUAUUUUCUGGAAAGUGGUUGAUGAGCGUGAUGCCCGGAAAGUGUUUUGGAUGAAAUUAAACAAUUUCAGUGAUUUGGUGAAUAAGUGGCCUUGCGUUUGACACAUACACACACCCAAUCCGAGUAGUUUAAUUAAUUUAUUGGUGACUGAUACAAUCCUUAUCAAAAUAAGAUAUGCAAGCUAUCAAGUGUGUGGUGGUAGGUGACGGUGCUGUUGGUAAAACAUGCCUGCUGAUCAGUUACACAACAAAUGCUUUCCCAGGCGAAUAUAUUCCUACAGUUUUUGACAAUUAUUCAGCCAAUGUAAUGGUAGAUGGUAAACCUAUCAACUUGGGUCUCUGGGAUACUGCAGGGCAGGAGGAUUAUGAUAGGUUACGACCUCUCUCAUAUCCCCAAACAGAUGUAUUUCUCAUUUGCUUUUCACUUGUCAAUCCUGCUUCAUUCGAGAAUGUCAGGGCUAAGUGGUAUCCUGAAGUGAGACAUCAUUGCCCAAACACUCCCAUCAUAUUGGUUGGUACAAAGUUAGAUCUUCGCGAUGACAGGACGACCAUUGAAAAACUGAAAGACAAGAAACUCUCUCCAAUAACAUAUCCACAGGGUUUGGCAAUGGCUAAAGAAAUUAGUGCAGUUAAAUAUUUGGAAUGCUCUGCAUUAACACAAAAAGGACUUAAAACUGUGUUUGAUGAAGCUAUUCGAGCCGUUCUUUGCCCAGUGAUGCCAGCCAAAAAGAAACCACACUGCCGCAUACUGUAAUCUAGAUCAUAUGCAAAUAGUUGUUGGACUUCAAUUUUGAACCAAUUGUUUUUUUCUUUGAAGGAUGGAAAUUAUGUUUGGUUUCUUUUUGUACUUACAGCUUUAAUGAGAAAUUGCAGUUGGUUUUAAAUGGUUGUCAUUGUAGAUUUGUACAAUUGAAUUUGUUUGAUCUUGGAUAGAAUUCUUUGAUUCCAGACUCCAGUAGUACCUGAAACAUUUUAUUUCUUUAUUUGACUAGUGGAUUGUAGAAUGUCUGUUCGAUAGCAAUGUAUAAACGGUUUCAUAAAUUUAAUUUUUUAUGCAUUCUGCUUUUAACACUGUCUGUUCGAUAGCAAUGUAUAAACGGUUUCAUAAAUUUAAUUUUUUAUGCAUUCUGCUUUUAACACUGUCAAAGGAAUUACGAAUACUUUCAAUAACCUCCAGAUAUGAGUGUUCCGAUAAGAUAAUAGGUGUAUUUUUCACUGUGCUGUUAUGCUUCAAGAAGCUUUUAAAAACUCUUGGUGUAGAAAAAAUUGUUGUAUACCCUUAAAUUUGUACAGAAUAUGCAUGAAAUGAAAUGUUCUAGAUAUUAUUAUAGUCUGCAAUCAUAACUACAUAUAUUUUGCGUUAUAAAAUUCAAGAUCUGAGAGGUUCCAUUGGCAUUUCUGCUCAUGAGCACAAAAUAACAUUGGGAAAAAUGUUCAUAAAUGUGAUUUGUUUUUUCGAAUAAUUUUUGAAUAAGUAUAAUGCAAAUAGAGAGUUGUUUACAUUAUUUGUGCAUUUAUAUACCUAAAUGAGUAAUGUUAGUGGAUACCGACAAUGGCAAUAUGAAACUUGUUACUUGCCAGGCCAAUGUGUAGGAUUUAAAAUGUGUUCACUAAAAACAAGAGACUAGUGGCGUCAUAAAAUGUCACAUGUGUCAACUAUAGUCUGACUUCCUUUAAUUUUUUUCAUAUUUUGUAUAUUGUUAUGAAUUUUAUCUUUUAUAAAUAGGCCAAUGAAGGUAAAAGGGUCCAUCGUGCGACUCUUCAAUAAUGAGCGAUUGUUAACCAGAGGUGAAAAUGAAUUGAAAUAAUUUUAAAUUUUCUUAUUGAGGAUAACUUCACUGUUAUUUAUAUUCACCAAUGACCAUAAAACGAAUUCUUUAUUCAGUCUUCAGUUGUUCAAUUUCUGGCAGAAGUCUACCUAAAUACUGAAAUCUUAACUACUGAUUUCGUAGCAGUCCUCUUCUAUUUGCAUAUGUUCUAUUCAAAAAUAAUUAUUAAUGAUUGUUACUACUUCAAUAUAUCUAAAAAAUUAUUUGUGAUUUUUUUUAUUGAAUAGUUCACUUUCAGUGAUCAGUUGACAGACUUUAAACUUUAUAAUAAUCUCCAUUCAUUUUCUGUUAGAAAAUGAGUCUUGAAAUAAUUUCUUAUUUUAUGUAUGGUGUUUGUAGGGUUGAGAGCUGAUAUCCUUGACAAGGUGAUGAUAAUAUACUUUCAUACAGUGUGUAUAUAUAGCUGUUAAUAAUAGUUAUGGACUAAUCUUUUACAAACAUUUUUUUGGGUAUUGAAACGUUUGUAUGGUUCAACUUGUUAAUAUUAAUUUUCAGCAGUUCAUUUUCUCUUUAGGAAUUGAAAACUACUUAUAUAUAAUUUAGAAUUUGUUAUGUGAAUACAGAUUUUUUGGGCCUAUAUUUGAUAGUUUAUCGGUUGUCAGACUUUGAAUUUGAAGAUAGUACACAUUAAUUUUCUUCAGCAUUGAAAUUGAUUAACAUAACAUAGAAGUAUUUUUUUAUACAAUAGUGUGAAGUUAAUGUUGGAUCUAAAUUGAUAUAUUAAAUAAUAUGUAUUGAAA
Messenger RNA from Leptinotarsa decemlineata (Colorado potato beetle), 2683 nucleotides. RefSeq names its product ras-related protein Rac1. The record is from RefSeq and is a predicted model, not a curated record. NCBI's taxonomy places the organism in Eukaryota, Metazoa, Arthropoda, Insecta, Coleoptera, Chrysomelidae. Gene Ontology annotation, biological process: small GTPase-mediated signal transduction. Gene Ontology annotation, molecular function: GTPase activity; GTP binding.